Messenger RNA from Drosophila innubila, 2136 nucleotides. RefSeq lists its product as uncharacterized. Lineage: Eukaryota; Metazoa; Arthropoda; Insecta; Diptera; Drosophilidae. The coding region runs from base 35 to 2062 and encodes 675 amino acids. The transcript is spliced from 3 exons. The record is from RefSeq and is a predicted model, not a curated record.
UUUGGUUCGCGUUGCGUAGCACAUCAUCACCAUAAUGGGUUUUCGAGCUGUCAACGGGCAGUUUUCAAUUAAAUGGUUCAUAUUCUGUGUGAUUUUUGUGAUCUUUUUGGUUUUGUAUACACCAAUUUGGAGUGACGAUAAUAAUCCAAGAAUGCGUAGUCAAACUUAUCCUGGAUUCGCAAAUCCCACGCCUGGGGAAAAUUUAGCAAAUGCCCCUAAGGUUAAGGAUCACAAGUACUUUGUGCACACCUCAAAGUGUAUGAUACCCUAUAUAGACCCCUUCAGUGAAGGGGCCAUGAAACAAUACUCUCCGCGUACCUUUAUACCCUGCUCAAAUGACAGUGAAUUGGUUUCGACCCUCUAUGAUGUCAAUCUGAAGCGAUACGUGUUGCAUAUCAACGAACCUGUGGCACACAAGCUUCUUAACUCCACGGAUAAGCAAUUCAAUUGUUUCUACCGUGAGAUCCUGCAUGGUCAAGAAGCGGAAACAUACGAUACGCUCGCUCCGAGUAAAUACUUCUCUCAGGAUUAUGUGGUGCCAUUGCACGUGGACGGAAUGUUGUUGGAUUGUGAAACAGCCGAGGUACCUCCAGUGAAGAUACAAAAAGACGCCUAUAUGUUUAUCCAAUAUCAGGAGAAACAACCUGCAGUCAAGCCAAGGAAAGAAAGAGCUCCACCGCCUCGAAAGCCCAGUGUCAUUAUGUAUGGCAUCGAUACAUUGUCAAGGAUUAAUCUGCGUCGUACGAUGCCCGUUGUAUACGAGUUCCUAAAGGGACCGGGCUGGUACGAAAUGCAGGGAUACAAUAAGGUGGGUGACAAUUCGUUUCCGAAUAUUUUCGCAAUUGUGAGUGGAUAUUCGCCGGAGAAGGCAAAGGAGCACGUCUGCGAUACGGAUAAAAAGGGUUGUCUCGACGAGAUUCCAAUGAUAUGGAAAUAUUUCAAAAACGCCAGCUAUUUGACUGCUUACGCUGAAGAUGAAAGUGGUUCAAAUACGUUUUCCUACCUAAAGCCAGGUUUUACUAAGAAACCAACGGAUUACUAUUUUCGUCCAUUCCUGAGAGCUCUGGAGAGCAAGAUGGAUAAUUACAACUGUCCAGAUUGUCGGAUGACCUAUUGUUAUGGUCGUCGAUUGGCCAACAGUUAUAUCUACGAUUAUUGUAGACAGUUCAUGCAGCGUUAUGUGGAAGAACGUCCCAUUUUUGGUAUGUUCUGGUCGAAUCACUUCAGCCACGAUGACUACUUCAUGCCCUCGGCGAUGCAGCAUAAGAUUCUCGGGGAUCUGCUGGACUAUGAGAAGGAUGGAUCUCUGGAGCAUACCAUAAUGAUAUUCUUUGCCGAUCAUGGUGUACGUUAUGGCAAUAUUCUAAGCUUGCCCGAGGGAUAUCUGGAGGAGCGACUACCGAUGAUGUUCAUCUAUCUGCCGCCCUGGUUCCGUAAGCAGUAUCCAGAGUAUACAGCAGCCCUGGAUCUGAAUCAACAUCGACUCAGCUCCAAUUUUGAUCUACACAAUACUCUGAAACACAUUAUUGAAAUGGGUGGUACCCCGGAUGGACCGAAGUUACCCAUAUCUUACGAUUGUCCCACCUGUCAAUCCCUAUUCUAUCCCAUCGCCGAAAAUCGCACCUGCCCCGAGGCAGGAAUCGCGGAUCAUUGGUGCACGUGCGAGCCAUAUAAACCCAUUAGGUCUCUUGAUUGGAGUGAGAGGAUAGCUCCACGUGUUAUCGAGCAGAUGAACGAGUAUUUUGUGCUCAAAAAUCUAAGUCAUUUGUGCAGCAAUCUCAGCUUAAACUAUAUUCACAACACGGAAAUUAAAACCGGAUUGGAAAUCACUUGGGAUGAUGAAUUGCCCGAACUGGAGACCGCUAUCUAUCGUACUAAGUUUAAGGUUAAACAGAAUAGCGCCGAUUUUCAGGCAACUGUUGUUUUCAACAAUAUCACAGAAGCCGUUAAGGUCAACGUGGAGAGCAUAAGUCGGACAAACUCCUAUGCCGAAGAUUCCACAUGUAUCAAUGAUAAAAUCGCCAAAUUGUACUGCAUAUGUUUUAGUGAUCUUAAGUCCUAGCAGAUAAUACUUCUCAAUACUAUACUAUAUAUAAUAGAAUACUCGUAGCCUUAAUACUAUUAUAUAUAUAGACA